Molecule: messenger RNA, 2508 nt
Organism: Closterium sp. Yama58-4
Lineage: Eukaryota; Viridiplantae; Streptophyta; Zygnematophyceae; Desmidiales; Closteriaceae
Source: the annotation of a GenBank genome assembly
AUGAUUAGUCCCAGCCAGAGCAGCCCAGGUAGCAGGAAGGGGAUUGAGAAGCAGAGGGAGCAGCAGAAGGAGAUUGAGAAGCAGAGGGAACAGCAGAAGGAGAAGGAGAAGCAGAGGGAGCAGCAGAAGGAGAAGGAGAAGCAGGGGGAGCAGCAGAAGGAGAUUGAGAAGCAGAGGGAGCAGCAGAAGGAGAAGGAGAAGCAGGGGGAGCAGCAGAAGGAGAUUGAGAAGCAGAGGGAGCAGCAGAAGGAGAUUGAGAAGCAGAGGGAGCAGCAGAAGGAGCAGGAGAAGCAGAGGGAGCAGCAGAAGGAGAAGGAGAAGCAGAGGGAACAGCAGAAGGAGAAGGAGAAGCAAAGGGAACAGCAGAAAGAGAAGGAGAAGCAGGGGGAGCAGCAGAAGGAGCAGGAGAAGCAGAGGGAGCAGCAGAAGGAGAAGGAGAAGCAGAGGGAGCAGCAGAAGGAGAAGGAGAAGCAGAGGGAACAGCAGACGGAGAUUGAGAAGCAGACGGAGCAGCAGAAGGAGCAGGAGAAACAGGGGGAACAGCAGAAGGCGAAAGAGAAGGAGAGGGAGCAGCAGAAGGAGCAGGAGAAGCAGGGGGUGCAGCAGAAGGAGCAUGAGAAGAAGGGGGGCCAGCAAACGGAGCAAGAGAAACAAAAGGAUCAAGGGAAGAAGAGGAAGGAGCGGGAGCAGCAGGACGAGCAGGGGAAAGAGCAAGAGAAUAAGCUGGGAAGGCAGGAGAGACCAGGUGGUGAGGAGCAUAAAGCCGUGAGAAGGGGUGAGGGGGAGGGUGGAAGGAGUGUGGAAGGAACAAAGGAGAUAAAAAAGAAUGUGGAAGGAACAAAGGAGAUCGUUUCUGUCAACGAAGUGCAAGGGGAUAAGGAAAAGGAGGCAGAGGGGAAGAGAGACGAGGAGAAGAGGCAGGAGGAGGCGAGGGGAGCAGUAAUGUCAGGAGGGGGGAGAGAGGGAGAGGAGAGGAAGGGAGGGGAGAGUGGUGCUGCUGUUUUGGAACAAGGGAGGAGGGUGGGUGAGACAGUGACUGGUGAGUCAAGGCAAGGGAAGAGGCGACGAGGUGAAGAGGAGGACAGAGAGAGGCGGGUGAGAGCAAGGGAGGAGGAGGAUAGGCGGAGAGAGGAGGGGAGGAGACGAGAGGAGGUGGGGAGGAGAGAGGAGAUGAGAAGGAGGGAGGAGGAGAGAACGAGAGUGGAGGGGGUAAGGAGAGAGGAGAGCGGGAGGAGGGAAGAGGGGAAAGGAAGAGAGGAUGGUGGGAGGAGGGAGGAGGGGGGAAGGAGAGAGGAGGGGGGAAGGAGGGAGGGUAGGGGAUGGAAAGAGGAGAGAGCGAGGAGGGAGCAAGGGGAUGGGAGAGACGAAAGGGGCUGGAGGGAGGAGGGUAGGAGGAGAGAGGAGCGGGAAAGGAGUGAGGAGGAGGGAGGAGGGGAGGAGGGUAGAAAGAGAGAGGAGGGUAGGGGGAGAGAAGAGGGCGGGAUGAGGGACGAGCAUAUGCAUGAGGGAGGCGUGAGGGAGAGUGGUAAGGAGGAAGCAAAGGGGAAGAAGAGAGAAGAGGGCGGGAUGAGGGACGAGCACAUGCACGAGGGAGGCGUGAGGGAGAGUGGUAAAAAAGAGGAGGCAAAGGGGAGAAAGGGGGGUGCGGAGGGGGUUGAGAACCAUAAACGCGGAGCUAAGGGGGUGACGGGGGAAGGAGUGCAGGAGAGGGUGCGGGAGCGGGUCCGGGUGAGAGUGAGAGGGGUGUUGGGGGCAGGGACGAGGGAGAGGAGUCUGGAUGAGUAUGAGAGUCCGCUGAUGAUGUUCCGGGUCGUGAGGGACGAUGCUGAACGGGUUGCUGAUAACGUGUAUGCAGAGGCAGUGGCAAAAGAAGCAGCAGCAGCAGCAGCAGCAGCAGCGUCGGCAUCUGCAUCAGGUGCAGCUAGCGCAGAAGAGGGUUACCACUCAGUGGUGUCGUUACUCCGAGCAUCCAUCUUAAAGCCCCAUCUUCAACCCCACCACCUUAUCCCAUUGCCUGCUACUGCUGCUAGAAGCGGGGGGGUUGGGGGGAGAUGGGGAGGAGGAGGAGGAAACGGAGCAGGAGGAGGAGCAGGAGUGGGAGUAGAGGGAGGGUGGGGAGCGGCAGGGGCAGGAGGGAGUGGGGAGAAGAGGAGUAUGGAGGGAGGGAAGGGAGGUGAGGGAGAGAAGAUUGGUAAGGGGGGGAGGAUGAGCGUGUGGGAUAGGUUGCCCCUCCUGCCCAUGCCAGGCCAGCCCCUGUGGCUCAUCCAUCUCAAUAAGAUAGACCCGUCUCUCAAGGGAAUGGGGCGGCUGCUCUUUGCUGCUUGUGCACCGGAACCCACCGCUGCCACUUUAGAAACGGUCAUUGCCUCACUAGCCCAUUUCCUGUACCACCAACCCGGCAGCAGCAGCAUGUGGCACGUCUUCUUCCGCCUCUUCGCUCUCCUCCCUCGCUGCUGCACCUGCCGUGGCUCUUCUGCAUGGCGCGCAUUCAGAGGGAGUUUGAAGUAA